Molecule: messenger RNA, 2689 nt
Organism: Quercus lobata
Lineage: Eukaryota; Viridiplantae; Streptophyta; Magnoliopsida; Fagales; Fagaceae
Product: phospholipase D alpha 1-like
Exons: 5
Coding region: 112-2550 (812 amino acids)
Biological process (GO): phosphatidylcholine metabolic process; phospholipid catabolic process
Cellular component (GO): plasma membrane
Molecular function (GO): calcium ion binding; D-type glycerophospholipase activity
Source: RefSeq, a predicted model, not a curated record
GUACCAUCAAAUUAUCCUCUAUCAGAGAUUCAGAGUAGUAAGCUGCCUGCGUACAUACCAUCUACAAAACCAGAUAUUGCUAUCACAUAGAGAAAUUCCAAGCGAGGAACAAUGCUGCAAUUGCUCCAUGGGACACUUAUAGCAUCAAUUUUUGAAGUUGAUAGGAUACACUAUGAAUGCAGCGCCAAUUUACGAAAGUGUGGAAAAAGGUUUCUAGCCAAAGUUAAGAAAUUCGUGCUGUGCCGACCAGUAGAGAUUUUUGGAUCUAAACUCUAUGCAACAGUGGAUUUAGAUAAGGCCAGGGUUGCACGGACUAGAAUGGUUGAAAACCAACCCUCCAAUCCCCAGUGGUCAGAGUCUUUUCGCAUAUACUGUGCCCAUGAUAUCUCACAUAUUAUAUUCACAGUCAAAGAGGGUGAUCCUAUUGGGGCAACACUGAUUGGAAGAGCUUAUGUACCUGUUGAGGAAAUCAUAAGGGGGUUUAUGUUUGAGAAAUGGAUUGAUAUUUUGGAUGUAGACCACAAUCCUAUAGGUUCUAAAAUCCGUGUCAAGUUGCAGUUUUUGAGUGUUGCCCAAGACUUGCAUUGGUCUCAGGGAAUCAAAACGCAACAAUUUGAGGGAGUUCCUUAUACAUUCUUCAAGCAAAGAAAAGGUUGCAAAGUUUCUCUAUACCAAGAUGCCCAUGUUCCAGAGAAUUUUUAUCCUUGGAUAAAGCUGUCCAAUGGGGAGUAUUAUGAGCCUCAGAGAUGCUGGAUGGACAUCUUUGACGCAAUUAGUAAUGCAAGGCACCUAAUUUACAUAGCUGGAUGGUCUGUGUAUACUGAGAUAACCUUAAUAAGGGACCCGAGAAAGUCGCAGCAAGAUGUCCCAACAUUAGGGGAGCUGCUUAAGAAGAAGGCUGAGGAAGGUGUCACGGUUCUGGUGCUUGUUUGGGAUGACAGAACUUCUCUUAUGGAGCUGAGGAAGGAUGGUUUAAUGGCAACUCACGACCAAGAUACUGAGAAAUAUUUUCAAGGCACAAAUGUGCGUUGCUUUUUGUGCCCGCGUAAUCCUGAUUUUGGAAGAAGCAGAAUUCAGGGGUUUGAGAUUUCUACCAUGUUUACUCACCAUCAGAAGACAAUAGUAGUUGACAAGGAAGUAACUGGUGGAAGAUCACAACAGCGAAGGAUAGCAAGUUUCAUUGGUGGUAUUGAUCUUUGUGAUGGGAGAUACGAUACGCUAGAACAUCCCUUAUUUAGUACUUUGAGCACAAUCCACCAUGAUGAUUUCCAUCAGCCCAACUUUGCAACUGCUUCUAUCAACAAGGGUGGUCCAAGGGAGCCAUGGCAUGACAUUCAUUGCCAACUAGAAGGGCCAAUUGCUUGGGAUGUCUUAUACAAUUUUGAGCAGAGGUGGACUAAGCAGGUGGGGGACAAGUUCCUCAUUCCUAGAGGCAAGCUUGAUGAGAUUAUAAUCUACCCAUCACCAGUUACAUCAUCAGAUGACCCGGAAUCAUGGAAUGUUCAGUUGUUCCGAUCCAUUGAUGGCGGGGCGGCUUCUGGCUUUCCCGUAACACCUAAAGAUGCAGCAGCAGUAGGCCUUAUUACUGGGAAGGAUAACAUCAUCGACCGAGGAAUUCAGGAUGCAUAUAUCAAUGCUAUUCGACGAGCCAAAAAUUUCAUCUACAUUGAGAAUCAGUAUUUUAUUGGAAGUUCAUAUGGCUGGAAAUCAAGUGAUAUUAAGGUAGAGGACAUUAAUGCUUUGCAUCUUAUACCAAAGGAGCUCUCACUAAAGAUUGUUAGUAAAAUUGAAGCAAAUGAGAGGUUUGCUGUUUACAUUGUGAUCCCAAUGUGGCCGGAAGGAAUACCAGAGAGUUCUUCUGUUCAGGCAAUAUUAGAUUGGCAGCGGAGGACAAUAGAGAUGAUGUACAUAGAUAUCACUCAAGCCCUUAAUAGAAAGGGACUUGAGGCCAAUCCCCGCGAUUAUUUAAAUUUCUUCUGCCUUGGGAAGCGAGAGGCUAGGAGAGAGGAAGAAUAUGUACCUCCAGAGAAACCAGAACCUGACACUGAUUAUAGUAGAGCUCAGCAAGCCCGUCGCUUCAUGAUAUAUGUUCAUUCAAAGAUGAUGAUAGUUGACGAUGAAUAUAUAAUCAUUGGAUCCGCAAACAUCAACCAGAGGUCAAUGGAUGGAGCAAGGGACUCUGAGAUUGCAAUGGGAGCAUAUCAACCCGGGUAUUUAGCCGAUGAAGGAGCAGCAAGGGGCCAAAUCUAUGGACUCCGAAUAGCAUUAUGGUAUGAACACCUUCGAUUUGGAGUGAUGGACGAGUCCCUCCUUCAUCCAGAAAGUAAGAGAUGUGUCAAUGUAAUGAAUGAUAUUGCCAAGAAUAAUUGGGAAAUAUACAUGAAGGAGACAAUUGAUGCAGACAUGGAAGGACAUCUACUCCCUUAUCCCAUCCAAGUAACUAGGGAUGGAAAGAUUACAACACUGUCAGGGUCUAGAUUCUUCCCUGAUACCAAAGCUCCUGUUCUGGGUGCCAAAUCUGAAUACCUUCUUCCAAUCCUUACCACUUAGUAGCAUGCCUACCAGAGUAUAUAAUAAUUAUCAUGCCCUAUGUAAAUCUCAUUCAUUCAUCCAAAUAAAAAAACAAAUGUAACCAUCAUUCAUUUAGUAGUAAUAAUAUUGGGUGGUAAUUAUCCUACAUUGCUUUAAA